Messenger RNA from Porites evermanni, 954 nucleotides. NCBI's taxonomy places the organism in Eukaryota, Metazoa, Cnidaria, Anthozoa, Scleractinia, Poritidae. The record is from the annotation of a GenBank genome assembly.
AUGAGCUUCCCUCCAGUGAUAGCAGCCUUCCAUGCACUUUUCGAUGUGAUCGGUCUUCCUGGUAAUUUAUUGGUCAUAGUGACGAUCAUCUUGGAAUCAAGAUUUCAUGUGAUGCGAUAUAUUUUACUGGCAAGUCUCGCUUUGUCAGACUUUCUGCUGUUGGUCCUAGUCAGCUCAUUCCGCAUCAAAAGCAUAGCGCAAGAACAUUGGUUAUAUGGCCAAACAAUGUGUUAUCUCAACUCAUUCUUCAUAAGAUACCUUUAUAUCAACACGGUCCUUCACUUGCUCGCAGUGUCUUAUGAUCGAUACCUAGCGAUAGUCAAGUCGCCUUUGACUUACGCUGGCACCAUUACAAAAACCAAAGUGGUGUGUAUGUUUCUUAUCUGGAUAAUUCCGAUUCCACUUUCCAUCGGUCCAUUCCUCGGUUGGGGAAAGUACGUAUACAACCCAGAGGUGUUCUUCUGCGAGCAGGGAUGGACUGAGAAUAGUGAGUCGUAUAGAGCAGAAAGAGUCGUUUUCCCGACCGCGACCCUUGUUAUACCAUUUCUGAUCAUUGUAUUACUAAACGUGUCAGUAUAUAAGACGGCGAAAAGGCAGAUAAACGCCAUUGAAGUUCAAGUGGGUGGCCCUGUCGAUGCUGAAAACCUUCAACAGCAAGAGAUCGUAUCGAGACGACUAAGGGAUCGCAAAGCAGCUGUGGAUGUAUCCAUUAUCAUCGCCGCAUUUUUGGUGUGCUUUCUUCCCGUCUGGGUCACAGGCAUUUGUCGUCAGUUCGUCCCAGGAAUCGAUAUUCCUGCCCAAGCAGUUCUUUCUACAACGUGCAUUUUCUUCCUCAGUGCAAUAUGCAACCCGAUUAUCUAUUCCAUCCGUAAAAGAGAAUUCCGUAAAGCGGUGAAUAAAAUGUUCCGAUGGAUUGGAGUUUGUCUAUAUUCUAACGACAGCGACAUCGUUUAA